AUGCCGCUUGCGUUUAAGAGUAUCGACGUCACCCUCGAUAACCCCCUCAAGGUACAGACACCUGGCGGUGACACCGUCUUAUACGCCGCUGUGGCGGCCGAGGACCCUAGCCUCAUCUAUCUGUACCCCGAAGCCGAAGUCACUGGCAACUUCUCCUAUCCCGAUUGCAGCAUUGUCGACGAGCACCUAGUGUGCAAUGAUGGUGGCCACUCCAUGGUCCGCACCUGCGGCAAUGCACCAGUCAUUGUCUUCUGCCUCUCCAAGGCAGUCGAAGAAGGCUGCCAUGAGGUGAAGUUUCUCUUCAAGUUUAAGACUGAUAUUUGCAUCCCCUACUGCAAUCUUGACUAG
Clonostachys byssicola is the source of this 348-nucleotide messenger RNA. Lineage: Eukaryota; Fungi; Ascomycota; Sordariomycetes; Hypocreales; Bionectriaceae. The record is from the annotation of a GenBank genome assembly.